Molecule: messenger RNA, 1206 nt
Organism: Purpureocillium lilacinum
Lineage: Eukaryota; Fungi; Ascomycota; Sordariomycetes; Hypocreales; Ophiocordycipitaceae
Biological process (GO): actin cortical patch localization; regulation of ruffle assembly; actin filament bundle assembly
Cellular component (GO): ruffle membrane; actin cortical patch
Molecular function (GO): actin filament binding; phosphatidylinositol binding
Source: RefSeq, a predicted model, not a curated record
AUGGGCCUCCACAAUCCUCUCCCGUCGUCCGUCAAGUCGGAAUGCAAAAAGUGCGGCAAGAUCCUCGCCUCGUUCGUCAACCCCCGCCAGGCUUUCGGCCCCGACAAGGUCAUCCCGCCCUCGGUGCUCUCCAACGCAAAGGGCCUCGCGGUCAUCACCAUCCUCAAGGCCGGCUUCCUCGGCUCCGGUCGCAUCGGUAGCGGCGUCGUCGUCGCCCGCCUCCCCGAUGGCUCUUGGAGCGCCCCGAGCGCCAUCGCCCUCGGCGGCGCCGGCUUCGGCGGACAGAUCGGCUUCGAGCUCGCCGAUUUCGUCUUCGUCCUCAACGAUACCAACGCCGUCAAGACGUUUGCCCAGGCCGGCUCCCUGACGCUCGGCGGCAACGUCUCCCUCGCCGCCGGUCCCGUCGGCCGCAACGCCGAGGCCGCCGGCGCCGCCUCCCUCAAGAGCGUCGCUGGCAUCUUCAGCUACUCCAAGACGCGUGGCCUCUUCGCCGGCGUCUCCCUCGAGGGCUCCGCUAUCAUCGAGCGCCGCGACGCCAACGAGCAGCUCUACGGCACUCGCUAUACUGCCCAACAAAUCCUCACCGGCUCCGUCCACUCCCCGCCCGAGGCCCAAUCCCUCAUGGCCGUCCUCAACUCCCGCGCCUUCAGCGGCAUGCGCGCCGGCUCCAUGACUGACGACUCCAUGUACAAUGACAUCCCUGUCUACGCGAGCGAGCACGACGACGUCGUCUGGGAGGGUCGCCGCGGCAGCGCCUACGGCGAGGGCGUCCAGCGCGACCGCUCCGGCUCCGGCUCCGGCUCCUUCGGCCGCCCCAGCCGCUCAAACACCUGGCAGGACGACGUCUACGACCGCCCCGCCGGCGGCGGCGGCUUCGGCGCCCCCUCCCGCUCCAACACCUUCAGCUCGACCCGCGACAAUGACGGCUACGUCUACCGCGACAACGCGCCCACGACCGAGAAGAAGGUCGGGCCCGGGCGACCCGCCGCGCCGAAGCCCAACUUUGCCGCCAAGCAGGCCCUCAACAAGAACGAGGCUGUGGCACUCUUCAACUUUGACGCCGACCAGCCCGGCGACCUGGGCUUCAAGAAGGGCGAGGUCAUAACUGUGCUGAAGAAGACGGACAGCGACAACGACUGGUGGACCGGCAUGAUUGGUACGCGGCACGGCAUAUUCCCCAGCAACUACGUCAAGAUGAAGGAGUGA